Molecule: messenger RNA, 4605 nt
Organism: Vespula vulgaris
Lineage: Eukaryota; Metazoa; Arthropoda; Insecta; Hymenoptera; Vespidae
Exons: 3
Coding region: 270-1751 (493 amino acids)
Source: RefSeq, a predicted model, not a curated record
CAUUUUCUUGCUGUACCAACAAAAUCGUAGAACCCUGUGGACAUCGAGAAAUCCUCCAAGCUAGUCAAGUUUGUAAUUUUGAUCCUAAUAACGAAGAGACUGUUUGGAACGUUGGAUGUCGUUCGAUCAUCUUAACGCACGCAAGAGUCAUCGGAUUCUUUUUGAUAUUUUUCCUAUUAUUCCUCUCACUUUAUCAGUUUAUACUAAGCGCACUGUCGCGUCUAGUUCAGACUGCAUACAGCAAUGAAUUUUAUAUCGGCCCAGAGAAGAUGUACUAUCGCGCUUGGAUUUUCAGUAGCAUAUCGAGCCCUCAUUCAAAGUGUCACGAAAAUUUAUCGCAAGAGUCCGACGAAGAGACCCUAGAAACGCGAUCUCUCGUGAAAGAAACAUUGGAAUCGCCCAACUUUCGUUCUGAACACAAAGUUAAUCAUUCGGGCGAAUGGAAACGUCAGCAGGAGCACGAAUUUGUGUUUACUCCGCGUGGAUCGGUACAGCUGGUACAGAUCGAUCGUCUUCGAAAAGUCAAAUCUAGUCCAACUUUGUCGAAAAAUGGUACGUCCGACAUAAAUCAGAAAAAGAGUAAAAUAAAGACGUAUCGUUAUUUGCCGGUUUCAACCGAUGAACAUGAUCAAGAAAGAUUACUGGAUGAUAAUAAAAUUUUCAUUGAAAAAAAUGAGAGGUCUAUGAAAGCGAAUUUGAAAUCUCGAGAAAAACUGACGACCAAGACACCGAACGUAAUGCUCGCACCUAUACCACCGCCAUUUCCUCCUCAAUCCGAAGAGUACGAAGAGAAGCGGAAUUUUCGUGAGAAAUUUAACAAAAACGAAGAAUUUUCAAGCACGAUACUGCGCCCUACGGUUCUUCGUUUCUCUACUACCGAUAAUACGAAAAAUAAAAUAGAUAAGGAGUUGACUUCAAAACCGAGCAAAUUGGAUCGAAAAAAAUUAUUAGAAAAGUUCGAAAGAAUUUUGAAUACCGAGGAAAAAACUCGUAGAGAAUGCGGCGGAGCUGACUUUCCAAGACCUUGGGAGCAGCUGGUCAAACGAAGUAUCGAGUCUACCGAAAAGAAAGAUCACGAAGAUCAUCGAAUAAUUCAAAGUCCAAGAGUAAGCGAGAAGAGUAACGUUCUAUCAAGAUUUAAUCCAACCGACGCCUACGAUCGAUUUCGUGGCACACUACAAGACACUUUGUCAAGAAGGGAGAAUCCCAAUUCCCAGUUUAAUAACGUUAAACGAUUCACGAGACCUGGAAUAUGUGCCUGCUGUGUGAAACGUAAUAGAAACUUUGGCAGACCCUCAAGAUGCAAAAUUCAACAGACGUCAUAUGGUUAUUCUAUUGAUCCUGAAGAUUUCAGGAUUGUUCAACGAAGAAACUUACUCCCAGAUAUUCCUUGUCCACCAACUCCACCUCCACCGAUAUCAUUAGCACCGCCAGCACCUCCAACAUCUCCACCUUUGCAUUCUCACACAUCACCGUGUUAUCCAAGACCAACUUUGAUCAGACAACAGCAACGAGAACAGCGGAGACAACGGCAAUGCCAUCCAUGGAAUUUUCGAAGGAAUUUUAUUUGUAAUCAUCAACCACCACCGUGGACGUUACCUACCUUAUUCGCACGUCCCUCGAACUUUAAUGCAAGCUCGAAUAACAAUUGCAUUCAUUGUCAAGGACGAAACUUUCCUACGGCCAACAAGGGAUACUCUGCGUUCAAACAGAACGAUACGAUUAAAAAGUAUCGUUGUUUUAUGGAUUGAAUUAGAAUUAUGAAUCCGGUGGGAGAUCCUUUUUUUAUUAUCCUUUUUUUUGUUUUUCUUUUCCUUUUUUUUUUUAGACUUUUAGACCAAAGAAAGGUAUUAAUGUAUUCAGAAGAUGAAAGAUACAGCGGCAACAUACAAUAUUCUGUUUAUUUGCCGAGAAGUAAAAUACACAGGCAUUUGUUAUAUAAUAAUAAUAUAAUAAUAAUAAUAAUAAUAAUAAUCAUCAUGUCGGUACUGUCGAAGAAUUCUUCUUAUUACCAUGAUCUCUGAAAUACAUCUAGCAACGCAUUGGUACUAAAAAGAGAGAAGCUUAAUUUAAUGGUUUAUCUCGAUUAUUUAAUUGUCCACGCGUGUACGCGUAUACGUGUUGUGUGUAUGUGCAUUUACACACGUACACGGAUAGGCACGAGCACUCUCUCACUCAUCAUCCUUCGCUCUCGAGAAACCAAUCGAUCGAUCAUUCUUGUUUCUUCUCUUUCUCUCUCUCUCUCUCUCUCUCUCUCUCUCUCUUUCUCUGUGUCAUUCGUUCCCUCUUUCUCUCCCAUUCAUGGACUAAUAUAAAGUCUCUCGCCUCACCUUGCAACAUUUGCAACGGUGGUCCCAGUAAAUCGAUCUCGAAUUGAGCACGCACUCGCAAUGAGAUCCAUGAUAACGUGGAAUCUUUCUUUUUUGGUUGGUCUUAUCAAUUUUACGAUACAUGUUUUUCUUCUUUUUUCUCUCUUUUUUCUUUUUUUUUUGCGUAAGUAAAAGAGGAUAUCUCGUUUGAAACUUAAAGUGGAACGAAAAUAGAGAUCUCGAGAGAGAAAGAAAAGGAAGAAAGAAAAAAAAGAAACCGUAACACGCUUAAUUUCCAUUCACAGAGUUGGAAAUCCAAAAGAGAAAGAAAGCGAGAAUAGUUAACGAACGCGAACCUGAAAACUGGGCCAAACCCAACAUCGCAAGAUAACAGAAAAAAAAAAGAGAUAAUGAAAUAUGCUCGUCUAUUUUCAAACGGAUUUAAGUCUCUCUAUCUAUCUAUGUAUCUUUUUCUCUCUAUCUCUCUUUUUAAUUUUAAGCCGUUUUGUCAAACCUGAGACUAACCGAAUAUAUGUAUACAUACGUAUACACAUUAUAUAUACAUACGUAUGUACAUAUUUGCAAUAUUCCACGCGCAUUGGAUCUCAUCGCGAAAGAUAAGAGCUGUCAUUUUUUAUCAUCUAUAUAUAUCUUUCUCUCUCUCUCUCUCUCUCUCUCGUUCUCACAAAAUUCGUUGAAGUGUAUCGUUAAUUAGGAGGCAACCUAAUUCGGACAAAUUGCAAAACGCUGUGCGAUGGUUUGACUCGAGAGAGCAACACUAAUCCUCGUUUUUGUAUUUGGUAAUUCUUUUUUUUUUUUACUUUUUAUUUUUUAUUAUUUUUUUUAUUACUUUUUUUCUUUUUUAUUUUACAGACAUACUUCGUUCGACCUACUAUUAAUAUACGGUACCAAAAAGUCGGCACAUACAUUCAUUCUGAUCACUUCGAUACAAAGGCAGUGAUCUCUCUCGAGUAACCAUAGCUCUCUAUCACUUCUCUCUCUCUCUCUCUCUCUUUCUCUCUUCAUUGACCUCAUUUUGCCCCUAUUCAUUCUCUCUCGUGAACUUUUCGUUCUCUUUUUCCCUUUCGUUCUCUCAUUCACACACACAUGUACAUAAACAUUCUCUCUUUUUCGAUCCUCUCUCUCUCAUGUCUCUCUUUCUCUUUCUCUCCCUCAAACACACAGUCGCCUAUUCUUAAUCUCACUCUCUCUCUCUCUUUCUUUCUCUGAAUCUAACUCCUCUAUCAUUCUCUAUCUACUCCUUUGCUAAGGUCUAUCUGCGUUUUAUCUAUACAUUUGUGAAUAGGUAUUUAAAAGUACGCGUUUUAAAUAACGCAUUUAUAAUCACGUUAGUUCUCGCUAUAUAAUAUAUAAUAUAUUUAUUCGCCUUAUCCCCGGGCUAUGAGAUGAAUGUCCCGAAAAUAGCGAACGCAAGGUAUUUUUUUUUAUUGUUUUUAUUGUAUGUCUGUAUAUGUAUACGUAUAUGCAUAUGUGUAUGUAUGUGUAUAUGUAUGUGUUGAUUUUUUUGUGUCUUCUUCGUUUACUUUUUUUUUCUUUUUUUUUCUUUUUUUACUUUUUUCCAUUUUUGUUUUUUUUUCUUCUGUUUUCUUAAUCUCUCGUUUAUAGGAGACGACAAAGACUUUAUAACGACGAAGUUAAUGGUACAAUACAAUCGUAUAAUAGAUAAUCAAUAAUCAUAAUAAUAAUAUUGCUCGAUCCCAUUUUUUUAUUUUUUAUCGCCUUUAUCUCUCUUUUUUUAUAUUAAUUCAUUUUUCACAUCCUCGCUACAUUCUUCGUUUUACCUACACGGUAUCAAUGACAUUAACCGAUGCUUUUAAAUACAUAAUAACGAUUCUCUAAAAUUUAGAAGAGAGCUAAAAGGGUCUCGGGAGAAAAAGGGACUCUUCACCGCAUUAUUUGUUUUUUUUUCUUUUCUUUUUUCUUUCUUUUUGUCUUUUUCUUUUUUUUGUAAAUCGCGCCUUCUCCACCUACGUGCGUACGUGCGUGUAUCUUAUGUAUUACAUAAUAUAAACACGCAAGUAUAAUACACACAUUACUCACGCACACGUAUAAAUAUAUUUUUAUAGUCAUACGCAUAUAUGUAUAGAUAUUUAUAUGUGUGUGUAUGUAUACAUACAUGUACAUACACACACAUAUACAUAUAUAAUAUAUAUAUAUACACACGUAACAACACUUCAUCAUCGUCAUCGUCAUCGUCAUCGUCAUCGUCAUCUCUAUACCUCCUUCACCUAUCGCUUUUAUCUUUUUCUUUUUUUUUUCUUUUUUUUUUUUUAUU